ACUUAUGUAAUCGCUCAGCUGCCGGAUCAUCGCCUUUGACUCCUCUUCCUUUUUCCAGAGCUAGUAGCCUCAGUGCGUCAGUGCCAUACACUACUCACCACGAAGUGUGUAUGCUGACAUUCCCCAGCUUAGACGAGUUCUUACCUCUCAUCGCGACUCGCGUCGUCAUUUCUCAUAAUUGCCAGCGCACAAUCAGCACCGCCUGGCACCAUGGUGACGCUCAUCGAUCUACUCAGCACUACCUAUGCGCCGAUACAGACGAUGAUACUGCCCUAUCUCGACGUUGGCGAUGUCAUUGCUCUAGGUCGCACUUGCAAAGGUUUCGGUCAGAUCCAGCCGGUGCUCGAGGCCACGACGUACAACAUCAAUCAUCAACUCAAAAAAUUCUUCCAGGAUCCCAUCGAAUUCCGCUCGGUCCUAGGCGAAUGUAAUGGACUCAUCGGUAGAGAUUUUGCUCGUCAAUUCCUUUCUCUAUCUAAAAUUGCCACCGACACACUGGUCCUUUACGUGGGCGGUGCAGGAGCUGGUCCAAGAAAAAAGCUUCUGGAUAUCAUACGAACAAAUGGCUACGAGCUCGAAAACGAGACAUUCGGAGAAUUCUCCAAGCAGAACGGCACCCAUGGACGUCUUUACAUCGACUCCUGCAAUUGGGAAACGACGGCAAUUACAUGCCUCUUAGGCGAAGCCAGAACGACUGCCGAUGUGAGCUUCAUCUCUUGGAAUAAAGCUUACUCUCUUUUUCCGUACCACAACUUCAUCAAGAAAGAGAGUUUCAUGCUCGAGUUUAUUGAUGAUGACUACUCAAGAGUCAACCUCAACAAUCUGACAAAUGAGGGAAUAAAGACCAAGACAGUAUCAUGGUCGCAUCGAAAACACACGUUCAAGGUGAGCGAUGCCGGAUACGAUGAUGCAGAUGAGCUGAGACGGCGUCGACGCAUUGGCGACACGUUUUCGUGGGUACUCAAUCUGGAUGUCGAGGGCGUGCAGCCAUCACACGUUCCGGAUACAGUUCUCGAGAUAUCGACUUUCCGUCUGCAAUUGUCUUCGAAGUACGCAAACGAUUGGCAGGUCACCAACUACGAGGUUGAAUUCGAAGACAUCAUCUCCCAUCCAGUUCUGAGGCAUAGGUACAUCACGCUUACAGAGGAUACCUGUUACGAUGACGACGAGUUGUCACUGUUUGAUGCAAACGGCCAGCGCAUAAGAACAUCCCAUUUCACACGUAGAUGCGAUGAGCUUUGCGAUAGACUCGAUGAAUUGACCCUAGUCGAGCUCACAAAAAUCCCAUCCGCAGAGCGGCCCCCGCAGUUUGCACAGCUCUCCGCCGGUCAUGGUGCAAUCAAAGAGGCACACAAGACCAGGGGUUUGUUCAAGCUGCCGUCUACUUGGACCUUCUACGACGAUGAAGUCAUUGCGUUUCUUAACAAGACUUGGGUUGAGCAGCAACUGUUAGACAAGCGGGAAGAAGCCCGGCGAAAAGCAAUGUUCUUCGAGCUCGCCGAGAAGGAGCAGAUGGAAGCUAUAAAAAAGGGCAGGAGGGCAAGGGAAGAACUUGAAUAACAAAGGGAAGUAUUUUCAGCACGUCGCGUACGGUAGUCUGCUCACGACUCAAGAAAUGAUCUGAAGGUAAAUGGAGAACGAAGAACGAAAAUGCAGAGAUUGGACAUUGUAGUCAGAGGGUAUAAAAUGAUGAUGCCAAAGUACCCGCGCAAGGCAUACGGUCCGAUAGAAUGGGUCUGCGAAUUUUUCUGUUUUUUCAUGACGAACACACACACAUCGUCC
This is a messenger RNA of Boeremia exigua, 1782 nucleotides long. RefSeq lists its product as uncharacterized. The coding region runs from base 211 to 1560 and encodes 449 amino acids. Lineage: Eukaryota; Fungi; Ascomycota; Dothideomycetes; Pleosporales; Didymellaceae. The record is from RefSeq and is a predicted model, not a curated record. The transcript has a single exon.